CGGGUCGCCGCCAUCACCGUGACGUCACUGCGCGCGGAUUUCGAAAUCGUUCCCGCGGGAGGAGCUGGAGGCGCGCAGCUGGAGGCGCUGCUCCGGAAAUCCGGGCGGGACGUCGGAAAGAUGCUUGGAUUCACACGAGUGACAGGACCUGUGCGGGACGGCCUGUCUGGUGCUUCCCUCCCUCUCCUUGGUGCUGACACUGGCACUAAUCCCCCCUCGCCGAUAGAUGCACCACAAGCCCACGAGGAUUAGGGCCAUUGUACAUUAUGGCAGCGACUCUGCCUUCAGAUGCUAAGCAGCACGAGGCCCAGCAGGCGGCAGACCAAGCUCCUGCACCCGAGCCAGCCCCCGCCAAGAGGACCGCGAGGAGGCAAUGGAGCAUCCAGGAAGGACCUCGUGGGAUUUUGCGACGGAUGAGAAGCCAGUUAGCAGAAGAUGGUUGUCCGGAGUCUCAACUGAUAAUUGGAAAAACUCUUUUGGAACAAAUCAGUGAUGAGAAUGAAAUUGAUGAAGAAGGAGCGAGACUUGCUGUGUACUGGCUGAGUCGUGCUUCCUUCCAGGGCAACACUGAAGCCACAAACCUCUUGCAAGACUGCAUGGACAAAAAUAUCGGCAUUUGUGAACACAACUACCAUGAAGUCCGUGAAUGUCUUGCAAUGGACCAGCAAGAAAAGUUGGCUAGAAGAGCAGCCCGUAUGCUUUUCACCAGUGUCAGUGAUGGGAAUGACUUCAUCACCAGCAGCAGACUUGGUGUGAAGAUGCAAGAAGUUUUGGCAGGAACUGAAUCGUCUGAGGAUUCUGCGGACUCACUGCCUGUGGACAGCAACAGUGAUUUGGAGGAGCGAUAUGGAGGAGAGAGAUUUAGUGAGGAGCACUUAGUGUCUGCUGCCGUAAUAUACUGUAAUGGCCGAGUUCCUCCCAUUCAUCACUUUAUGAAUCAAGUCUCGCAAAAUGCACAUUCACACCAGAUUCUUAAUGGUUUACUUCUGCCAAUGAGAAUCUUGAAAAAAGUUUAUCAGAGUUGUUUACAGUUUCUUGGUGUUACAUUUACAAAUUAUGUGAAAUAUCUGUUGACUAUCUUGACACCAUUUACUAGUACACUUAUUGUUUGUCUAAUAUCAGGUUUGAUAUCACUAGUAGGUGUCAACAGAGCAUUUUCAGCAUUCCCUAUUUUUAUAUCUUGUAUAUCCUUGUUGGUAAUGAUGGUGGCCACGGCACAUUUGCUGCUGAAUAGAAAACACUUCGACAGUUUCCAUUCAUGGUCUAUCCUCUUCUCACAUUACUGUCCAGAACUUGACAUUGAACAAGCUGAAGGUAAAUUCAAAGCAAGGUGUUGGAAACCAUAUGUUGCUCUCUUAUUAUCUGUAGUAAUGUAUUUAGGAACUGUUCCAUUAGUGUCACCUAAGCUUGUGAUUUGUUUUUUGCCUGUUAUGUAUAUCUUCACAAUUUUAACACUUUUCUUAGUUCCAGAAAAGUUAAAGGUCUGGCAAUUUAUAUCUCUGAGUAUUUAUGUUAUGGCAGUGACUCCAAGUGUCCAUGAAAGUGUCAGCCAAUGGCUCUUUACCAUUACAAAAGGAACUGGUGCAGAAGAGUUGCUAGUAGAACAGCAUAUCGACAUUGGAUGGCAUGUAAAAUUGCACUUAGGUAUUGGACCAUUUCUGCAUCUCAUGUGGUGUAGCUUGCAAAUUCUCAUAUGUGUUACUAAUAAACUAAGUGCGCUCCCACCACAUCUUGUUACUAUUACAUGGUGCCACUUGGCCGUAAUGGCUUCUUACAAGAUAGCAGAACCAUCCAACCUCUUAUAUCCUUUAGCUGCAUGGUCACUGAUAAUGAUGUUACCAAGUAUAGCGUCUCUAUUCUUUCUUUUUGGGCCUGGACUAAUGUUUGCUUAUGUCUGUCUUCAUGUAGGGAUUGAUGGUCAGUUAGCACUAUUUGUAUUUGCAGCUUGCAUUGUUACCACUUGCAUUCUGAAAUUAUGGUUCCCUAAACUUAUAAUUUUUGUCAAGCUGAUCAUAACUAUUGGGACUGUAAUUGCUAUUUUGCAUCCAGAUUUAAUUUUGGCAGUUCCAAAGGCAGUUUAUUCAAAUUUACAGUGGGAAAGUUACAGGAAUGUUUGUGUACCUUCAAAAGAUUCUGCAGCUCUUACUGUUCAUGGUUGUCUUCCUUUACAAGGAGUUUUUGUAAAAUGGCAAGGAUCAGUGUCAGCAGUGAACAUUGUUAGUGUGUUCAAUUUACCUGAAAUGGCCUUAUCAGCACUUCCUUAUGUACUUAGGAAACCUUUAAGGUGUUAUCUUGGUAAGACGUUAUCCCAGUGUCCAUCGUCCAAAGAAAAGACAUUACAGAUCGAACGAUGCCAGAUGAUUCAUUCAGUUUUAGGAGCAGAUGCGUGCACUCUAGAAAGCUGGAAUGAAUACAUGUUUGAAGUUACGGUGGCAAUGAGUUCCUCAGUGUGGAAGUUUGGAGCUGAGGGAUCACAAGUGACUUUACAUGCAGAUAAUACUUUUCAGAAAUUCUUAUUAGGACUACAAAGCGAUGAUGAAAUUGAGUUUAUAGGUUCUCUUUCAAAUGGUAUUGGGACUACCCAACCAAGUUUGCAUUUGACAUCAAUUUCUUGCACAAACUGUAAAGUAAAACUACCCUCUGUAAAGAAAAUUUAUUUUCAUAUUGAUUUUGAUGUAUGGGUCAUUCCAGUCUUCAUUUUUAACUUUUUCAUGGGACCAACACUCACUAUCUAAUUUUGUUUGUGUGUGUGCGUGUGUGUUUGUUUGCAAGUGUGUGUGUGCAUUUGUCUGCAUGUGUGUGUGUGUGUGUGUGUGUGUGUUUGCAUGUGCAUGUGCAUUUGUCUGUGUGUGUGUGUAUGUAUACAUAUGUGCCUGUGUGUGUGUUUAUAUAUAUCUAAAAUUGCAACAUGUAUUUUUAGGGGAAAAGAUAUAUUUGAAUGGUCAGUAGGUUGCAUUGAAUGUGGAUAUUGUAUUUGAACCAGAUGUUUUAUUUGUAAAUUUCAUAUUACUAAAAUAUACUAAUAUUUAUUUAGCAAAGUUAGCCACGGUAUGACAUAUUCCAGAUUCUGGUGAUCCAAAAACACUUUCACCACCACCACUGGUAAUAAGAACAGCAGAAAAAUGCCAAAGUCAUAGAGUUUUGUAAUGGAAAACACAAUUUGUUAAUUUUCCAUAUUUAGCUUGUAUUUAAAUACAAAGAAUGUUUGUGGGUUUGGUUUUUAUACAUGUAGUAUUGGGAAUUGUAAUUGAUGCCCUCAUGUGAUAAAGAAUUUUUUUUUUUUUUUUUUUUUUUUUUUUUUACAAAAGUUAUGAUUAGCCUUGUCCAUGUGGUUUACAAACUAAAAAGUCCUUGAGAAAAGGAUGUCACAUACGUUGUAUAUGGAAAUUUAUGUUCGAGUUCAGAAGUAUCCAUUUGUUUCACGUUUGAACCUUGUAUCAUUUUGCCGAGUAUACAGUGUCGCAGGCUCAUCAAUUUAUGGAAGAAUCUGAAGAGUUUUGGUAUGGGUUUUUAAUUAUUUUUGGAUAUUUGAUAGGAGAUGAAUGUUAGUACAAUUCAGGUAUUCUCAUACGUUGUUUCGGUUUUCAUUUGAUUACAUGUAAUUCUGUGUAUUAUUGUUAGCAGUGUGUUUGGUGGUGAAUGUUGAAGUAAUACAUUUGUAUAUGCUUUUUGUCGUAAAUUAUGAUUAUGCUUGUUUAUGCAAGGAAAUGAUCACCUAUAAUGAAUUAUUUAUAUAUGUGGGUCGCAGAUUACUGACCAGAAGUCUCCUAUUGGGUGGACCAGAACAUAAUUUCUGAUAUAAUUUCUUAUAUAUUUAUUCAGCUUAUGAAUCAAAGUACAAGAAAAGGUGUUAUAACAGUUUUAUAUAUAUCAUAUCGCAGAAAUUUAGACUUAUAGAUUUUUUAUAUAGAAAUGAUUCUGAAAUAUAUAUGUUAAUCAAGUGUAUGAAAAUGGUUUCUGUUAGAAUUAUAAUCUUAAAUUAAAUCGGAAAAUAUAUCUCUUCAGAAACUGUUCAUUGGUGAUAAGUGUGUGCUACAGAAGGGCUAGCUUAAGAGCAAAUCAGGGUGCAUACAUUGGUCACUUUUUAACACACUGGUGAUGGAUAAUGUGGUAUCAUGUCAUGGGGAAUAAUUACAGAUGCUGGGUAAUACCUCAUUAUAUCUUGAGUCCGUCCGGGUGGAUGGAAUGAAGUCUUGCAUGGCCUACCACAAGCUGGACUAAUGCCUAGGGACGCACAAAUGUUAGCGUAUUCUUGCACGACUUCAUGAAAAAUAUAACUCUUCAUUAUUGGGUUUAUGAGGAAGGUGGGUGAUGAUCUCAACUGUAGAUAUUCUUGUUUUGUUGAGCUGAGUAUUAAGAGGUGCUCGUCAAUUUACUAUAUUAUAAGCUGCACAUUUUGAUAUAUUGAUAAGUGAUAAUAAUAGUUAUGUUUCAGGAGCAUUGUUUCAGAGUGUGUUCUUUUUCUUUCCUUUGUUGUUUUUUUUUGGUUAAUAUUUGUUGUAUGCGUAGAUGUACUCGGCUACCAGUGAGUCAAUUUGUAGGCCGUACGUGAUCUCCUGAUUUCCUUUCCUUGAAUUUUCCUUGAUGACUAAGCACUACUGGGGCACAUCUAUGUGUAACUACAAUUGAUAAAUUAAAAUUACAGUAGACGUGGUAUGUAUGUUAUGUCAUAUGCACACAAUAGGUUAAAGGGUUUAGGGCUUACCAAAUCAUGACAUUGAUAUCAGGGGAAAAAGAAAAUUGUGUUUGUGAAGAUAUUCCUGAUAAUAGAUAUGCAUGGAAAUAAACUCUGAAUACUCAUCUGAUGCAUCAUAUUUCAAGGUAAUUUUAAAGAUAUAUUUUUAAUGCUGCUUGACAGAUCUGAAAUUAAUAACUUGAAUGUCAGAAUAUAGUUUCAAAUCGAGCAAAAAGCUUUUGCCGAUCAUUUUGUAAAAAAAAUUCAUCCUGCAGCUUUAGGAAACAGUGAUAUAUCCAAGUAGGCAAACUACUAACAUAUGCUGUGUUGGAAGUGAAAUCUGGAAUUUUGAUUUUUAGUUAUGCUGUUUUUUGUUCAUGAGGUUACUGCUUGGAUGGAUUUCACUGCCUAGAAUCUGUGAUAUACCAGUGAUUUGCUCAUGCUAAGAAUUUAACACUUUGUAUAAGAAUAUAACAUUUUGUAUAAGAAGGAUAUUUUGUACACUUACAUUGAAAAGUGUAUAAGAAUAUAAUAUUUUGUAUAAGAAGGAUAUUUUGUACACUUUCAUUGAAAAGAUUCUCAGCUUUAGGACUUUGGGCAACAGCUAUUUUUUGUUCUUUGAUGUUUUGGUUUAUUUUAGGUAAAUGGAAGAAGAAAGAUGAUUGUUUUUAUAAAAGUAUUGUGGUGAUUAUAAUUACAGUAUUUUCUCUCAUUCUGAUAUGUGAUAACAGUUGUAUUAUUAAAAGAUUUUGUACUAUGAAUUAUGCCCCCAGUAUAAGAUGAAAAAUCAUAAUAUACUGUAUUUUUUUUUUUUCUUUUUUUUUUUUUCUUAUUUGCAAUUGCAAUUGUUAGAUAUGGAAUUUUUCCAGAUACAUUGCCAGAUUUUUUCCGGUGAAAUACUGUACUUUGGGUUUAUAUAGUGUUAAUUUUCUUAAUUUUGUAAGUCCCUUCUAAUAUUUUAUACUAUUGCUUUCCGAAGUAUUGGGUAUAAGUUAUUCCUGUUCCUUUUAUAGUUCACUUGAUUUAUGUUCUAUAUGCUUUAGUAACCAUCACUAGUCACUUGAUAAUAAAGCUGUGGCUUUGUU
Molecule: messenger RNA, 5760 nt
Organism: Penaeus vannamei (Pacific white shrimp)
Lineage: Eukaryota; Metazoa; Arthropoda; Malacostraca; Decapoda; Penaeidae
Gene: wfs1
Product: wolframin ER transmembrane glycoprotein wfs1
Biological process (GO): endoplasmic reticulum unfolded protein response; calcium ion homeostasis
Cellular component (GO): endoplasmic reticulum membrane
Source: RefSeq, a predicted model, not a curated record